CAGUUAUACACAAGAAGCAGGACUCGCUUGAGCUCAUCCAAGGUUAUAUUACAUAUUUAGAAGACCCUGAGUCAUUAAUAAUACUCUUGAGUUUUAGGAUAUGAAUGUACCAGUAUCAGCAAAUCACCCCCAGAGCUAUGCUAUCAUCCAAGGAAACCAGCCCUCGAUUCUUACCUCUGCUGCCUCUUCAACUGCACAAUUGCAGCAGUCUCAGCCUCCUGGUGGUGGAGGGGGUGAUGUUCACAUAUGUGGAACAUGUGGGUCGCAUUUUACUGAAAUUAAGGAAUUUGUUGCUCACAAACAACAAGGAUGUCAAAACAGCAGCAUUGUUGGCACACAAGGAAGUAUAGCACAGCCCCAGUUGUCCUCGUCAACUACAAUUCAUCAGCCACAACCACCUCAUGGAUCUGUGCAAAUGGGUGUGCCUGUGGGCAUGCCUCAUGUCAUCCUUCAGACAGCUUCAGGGCCCCCACAGAUGUACCGUAUUGUCCUGGAGCCAAGUGUCCCAACUUCUUCUCCAGGAGUUUCCAUGCAAGCCUCCACACCCAUCCUUGCUCAGGCUCUUUCUGGAGGUCCUGUGGCACAGCUCUCUCACAGCCCAGGACAGCAUACAUCACAUAAUCAUCAGAGUCCUCACCAGCAGCAGGAUGUAUCAGUAAGCCAGAUGGUAAGUGCCAAUACAUCAGCCACUUGUGUCUCAGCUGGCACACUUCUGCAGCUAGCACAUGUUGGAGACACUUGGCACUCUAAUAGUGGGGCAGCAAUGGCCUCAGGAGGAACUGUAGAAAAUGAUGGAAGCAGUUCAAUGGAAGGAGCAGCUCCAGGAAGAGAACUAGUUGAACGGUCAUCAGGAGGAGGACCUGUGGAGAACAGUGCAAGUGGAGUGGUUACUGGGAGCUCAACAGUUGCAGAUGGUACCACUGUUAUAGAAAAUGAAAGUGAAGGAACAAAUGCAGCUUCAAGUAUGCACACUGAAGAAGAAGAUGUAGCUACAUUUUUAGCUACACAACUUGCAAGCCAAGCUGCCCCACCACAGACUACUGCAGUGGCCACAGAACACCUGAUAUCAAGUGUUGUGAAUGGAGUGCCCAGUGAUGCUCAGUUACACUACACUUCUGCUCCAACACAAUCACAUCAGCAUCAGCCUCAGAUGCAGCUUGGUCUGCACCAGCAUCAACAAUUGAUGGACACAUACAGUGGUGGAAUACGGUCAUCGGGUUUGAACAGAAGGCAGCCAAAGACAGCAACGUUGGAUGAAGCCACACAGGCAGCUGGUGUAGAAAGCAAGGUUGAGAGUCAUGGUACCACACCAAAGGAGGUGGUGAUACAUGAUGGAAUUCGCAAAGAAAAGGUAUGCCCAGUGAAAGACUGCUUUUUUAGCACAUCAAGCAACAAGGAUUUGAAUCGCCAUAUUCGCAAACACACAGGUGAGAAACCCUAUAGAUGUGAUGAGUGUGGCACGUGCUUUUCUCGUGGUGACAAGCUUAAAGUCCACCGAAGGAUCCACACAAAUUCAAGACCAUAUUUAUGUGACGAACCUGGAUGCCAAUAUAGAGCCAUUGAUUCAGGCAGUCUUCGGAAACACAAGAGAACACAUACCAAUGAACGUCCAUACAGAUGUCAACUAUGUUCUUAUAGUGCUAGGGAUGGAUCUCAGCUAACCGUGCAUCUCAGAACUCAUACAGGCGAUACACCCUUUCAAUGUAUGGUUGAGAACUGCUCUGCGGCUUUUAAGACAAGUUCAGAUCUCCGACGGCAUGAGCGCCUUCACACAGGUGUUAAACCAUAUAAGUGCACAGCAUGUGAUUAUGCUUGUGCCAUAAAAUCUAAUUUGACAGUCCACAUGAGACUCAACCACUUUCAGGGAGCAAAGUUCAGCUGUACCAAGUGUGAUUUCCUUGGAAAUAGUCGCAAACAACUAAAGGAACAUGAGAAAACUCAUGCAAAUGUGCUUAUACAGUGUGAACUCUGUGACCAUGUGAGUACUAGUAGCACUGGUCUUCGACAGCACAUGUUGAUACAUUCCCAGGAGAAGCCCUUCCAAUGUCGCUAUUGUUCAUUUACCUGCAAAACUACAGGCAACUUGCGAUAUCAUGUACGUAACAAGCAUGGAUGUGAUGUCUCUGGACGGAAGAAAGGAAAUGUUGCCAGUGGAAUGACAGGAGGAAGAGGUCGAACAGCCACAGGUGCUGGAGGAGGUGCAGGACGCAGAACGGGUCGACCAUCAUGCUACAGAAGCUUCAAAUGUGGUGAUUGUGGGAGUGGCUUUGUGAGGGAGGACUCCUACAGGUCUCAUAUGCGACAGCAUCAAAAGCAUAAAGUCGCUCAGGCUAUAACUGGGAAGAUGGAACCAGAUGUUUUCAGUGUAGUUGUUCAGGAUGAAAAUUUGUUAGGUGUUGAGCAGUCUACUAGCACAAGAGAGGGAGAGACACUACAAUCUGGAAGUAUUGCUCAAAAUUCAGUCCCAGGUAGUGCAUCUACCCAAACUAAUGAUGGCACUGUCAAUGGAUAUAGUUCAUAUGUCAUAACCAUUGAUGGCAUAUCAACAGUGUUUUCAAACCCAGUGCGUAUAGCAGGAAGUACAGUGAGCACAGAGACUGGGGAACAGAUUCCUGGUACAGUAGAAGUCAUCACUGGGGACCUGAUUACUUCUUCAGGACACAAAGGAACAGCAGGACCUCCACCAUAUGACUUGGAUGCAGAAAAUAGAGUGUCAACUUCCCACCAUGGGUAUAAUUUGUCCCAGGAUAACAAGACUGAUAAGAACCAGGCCAUAUAUAGCAUUGCACCAGAGGACAAAGGACACCAAAACCACUCUACAUUUGGCCACUCAGGUGUACAGAGUCAUGGUGGUUCAAGUGCAGAGUACAUCACCCACACAGCCUCACAGCAAGAGCUCCAGCAGGUGGUUCUGGUUCAGCAUCAUCCCCAACCAGGCAUGGAGGGCAACCUGGAGCACUCUAUACAGGUCCACAAUCUGUCUGGGAAGGCACCAAAAUCAGAGGAAGUUUAGAGGCCAAGUUAAAAUGAUACAUGUUGGUGUUUCACUGCUAAGUGCUUAUGAAAGUCUAUUUAGAUUUUAAAAAAUGGACAUGGAUGCAUACCCUGAUCCAUAAGCUCAUAUACAUGCAUUCACAGAUUUCUCUCUGUAUUUUUUUUUCUUUCUCAGUUUUUCAGUUACACACCCAUCAUACUCUUUGCAUCUGGUAUCAUAAUUCCUCAUUAACUCAUAUAUUCAGCAGCACACUAAUGUGUACAAAUUCAGACUUACUUGAGUAGUGAAGGGUAAUCAGUUUAUUUUUCUUAUGGAUUUUUAAGAUCUCUGUAAAACAUGCAUAUCAGAUUCAGUCACUGAUGCUUUUAAUUUCACUUAUACGCUAGAGAAAAAUGUUUUGUUAGUGAAAAUACUUAUAUUUUGUGAUAUAUCUAUUAAAAGAAAAGAAAUUAUACAUGCAUGCAUCUUUGUCCUUUUUUAUUUUAAAAAACAAGAUGUAAUUUUCUUAAAGGAAUUUUAGAUAUUUUAUAUUGUACCUAAAGCAGAUCAUGUAUAUUUAAAACAAGUUCCUCAUGCAGUAAGAAUUACAUGGUAAUCACUGAAGAUUAAAGGAUUUAUGCAGCUUAUUUUAACAUGUUUACCAUAACUCUACAAGGAGAGGAGUGAUAGUGGGAAUGAAUAUGUAGCUUAUGAAGUAUUAUGUUAUAAUGUCAUCAUCCUUUGGAGAGGGCAUUGAAAAUUUUACCAGCUCAUGUUGCAUAUGAGUAAAGACAAUUUUGCUUAAUUUUCAGUUGUUUGUGGUUAAAUCUAUUGUAAUGCCUGACUAGUGACUUGAAGUAGAAACAUUUUAGGAUUUAAGGAAGUGGAAAGGUAUAUGUGGCAGAAAAUGGGUCAGGUUCCCAAAGCUUUCGAAGAUCUAAUAGGGUUUGUGACACUUCUUUCUUGGACCUUACAUGACAUAUAUAAACCAUCGGGAAACUGUGCAACAUUAAACAUAAUUUCAUAAAUCAUUAUGGAGGGAUAUGCCACAAACUUGUAUGAAUAGUUAUGUUUCGUGGUUAUUUACCCAUUCAUGAUAGAUGAAAUUUUAGAUAAAGUUUGGUGAAGCCAGAGUGCAUCAGCACAUCUCCACACACUAGGGCUAUUGUCCAGCUUAUGACUGGGACCUAGAAUUAUGACAUGAUAGGAUGUCAGCUGAUGCAAAGGGAUUAAAAUGAUCAUCUGAUGAAUGCUUUCUUUUAAUUUUUCAAAUGCAGACAUGAACUGUAAAUGUAAAAGGCUAUAGAGGCUGCGAAUUAUCAGGCUGUAACUUUUUUUUUUUUUUUGGAAAGGGAUCAGAGGGUAGUGUGAGUUUUAACCCCUUCCCGACAGGUCAUGCCGUGAGGCAUCGAAACAAUCCGUUCGAUCUGUGGUGUGCAGCUUUACGCUGUGACAGUGCGCCAAAGUGCUACGAGCCAGUGAUUCAGCUUUAUGUACCGAGCUCCUGCACUCAGAAGAGCAUAGUUUUUUUUGUUUUUUUUUUUCUCUUCUUUUCUUUUCUCUUCUCUUCUCUUCUCUUCUCGUCUCGUCUCGUCUCGUCUCGUCUCGUCUCGUCUCGUCUCGUCUCGU
Messenger RNA from Penaeus chinensis, 4603 nucleotides. RefSeq names its product zinc finger and BTB domain-containing protein 17-like. The record is from RefSeq and is a predicted model, not a curated record. The transcript is spliced from 16 exons. NCBI's taxonomy places the organism in Eukaryota, Metazoa, Arthropoda, Malacostraca, Decapoda, Penaeidae. The coding region runs from base 101 to 3013 and encodes 970 amino acids.